Cloeon dipterum is the source of this 2361-nucleotide messenger RNA. RefSeq lists its product as uncharacterized. Lineage: Eukaryota; Metazoa; Arthropoda; Insecta; Ephemeroptera; Baetidae. The transcript is spliced from 5 exons. The record is from RefSeq and is a predicted model, not a curated record. Bases 150 to 2201 code for a protein of 683 amino acids.
AAAUUAGGAAAUAUGUCCAAUAUUUUGACGAUGACCCAGUUUAACUGCAGGGUCAGUUCCACUCUGAACAGAAAUGUAAAGGAAUACGGGAAAAAAUUUAUGUUUGAUGGACAAGAAGACACCUGUUGGAAUUCAGAUCAGUAACCAAAAUGGAUGAAGAAAGGUGUGUGCAAGUUGUUCAACUGCGCCAUUUGCCUGAAGAGUUCGACCUUCUGACAGGCGUGCAUAUUCUGCCUCAUGGGGACGGCAUUCACCUGCUAAUUUGGAACAGCAGCCACGUUUUCGUCUUCACCGGAGCUGACCUCGAAGAACUCGAACACAGACAGCCUGCUGUGCUAAAUGUGUCACAUAUCUGUCAAGUAGUCGGCAAUGACGACUCAGACAUUGUGUUGCUGCUGGACAGCAAAGGCUCCCUCUACGAAUGGAGAGAAGUGGUGGUGGAAGACCUUUUUCAAGACGACGAGCCCAAUCAGUCCCAACCGACCCUACUGGCCUCUGGCUUUCUGGCCGUCUGUAGCAGCAGCAUAUCCAAUGUCUUUUACGGUUUAACCUCGACCGAAGAGAAAGUAAAACUCGUUACAUUCACAGUGACCAUGGAUGCUUUGCAGGAGCACUCGAGUCUCGUCAUUAGCCGAACUGUGCCAGGAAAAUGUCUCCUCAACGUGUUCCAGAGCGAGGUUUGUCCUUCGGAGCUGCUGUCCCUGCUGUGUCCCGACUUUGACUUGAGUGACACUGCCUGUGACGUGGCAUUUGCUAAGCUCGGCGGCAACGUUGUUUAUUUUUGCCCCCUCGUCCCGGACGAAAGCGAGAGGCGAGUGUCUGAGGUGUCUACUUUACACGAAAUUGAGCACAUAGCUCUUGCGAGAGAGGACGGAAGUGCCAUCUUGGCUUUUACGGACGCUGCAGUUCUCACGGUGAUGGAGGCCGAGGGCGGACUGAUUAAGCGGACGGAUGUGCCUUGCGUGCAGAGCCAGGUGGUGUGCCAGGUGUCCAUGGACUCGUUCUUCGUGGCAGACUUGCUCUCCUCAUCCAAAAUCACUGUGGGGCAGCAGUCCAAGCCUCUGGACCUCCGGGGAUGCGUGGCCGCCGCUUGCCUUGAGGAAAAUGUUGCCUUGGCGCUGACGCUGCACGGUGUGUUGUACAAAGUGGACCUCGCUGCUGAUCGGGGGAGCAUCACGAAUGCGCAACGGGAUAAACCAGAUGGACUGUUGGAUAAGAUUGGCAAAACGAAUGAGCUGAUCCGACAGACUGAGCGUGCCAUCAAAGAGGAAAACGCCAAACUUAAAGAACUUGCUGUGAUCGGCUCGGCUGAAAUGCUGAAAGACACCUUUCGGCUGCAGGUCAAAGUGCAUGACCUUCUCGAACCUGAGUUUUGCGCCUUUGACGUGCUGGUGCUCAACAAUUCCAAAUACGUUUUCCUCGAGCAAAACUGGAAUCUUGUAUUGUGUCUAACGUGCAAGGACUCUAUCCAAACCUAUAACCAGAAGCUGACCAACACGCUCAAGGUCGGCGAAGUUGUCAAGGUUGUGGCCAAAUUCAAGGUCAGUGAGCUGAGCCUCCCAACGACCCUACAGUGCCAGAUGCUGAAGCUGAGUACCGUUCCAAGCAGUAGCAGCGUCUUCUCUAUGGAAUUGCCACUGGGGCUGUUCCCCUUUGACGUUGCCAGUGUCGAUCUGGACAUCACGUAUUUUUUGACUCCCACCUCUGUCGACCCAGUCACUGAAUACAGACAAGGCCACCCUCUUAUACAAAGUUGUGAAGACAGGCCGCUUGGUAGAAAACUGCAUUCCCGGCAGUGGGAAACAAACAUGGAUCUGGAUCAAGUGUGUAGGUUGCUUUCGCAGAAGUGUGCUCACCGCGCAUUUGGCGCUGUACGUGCUGGCGUCAGGGCCGCCUUUGCGGUGGCAGGCAACAGGGUGGACUUAAACUGGGCUGACGGCACCCUGACUGUCUCCAGCGCUGACCUGCCGCUCAUCCUAGACGUCCUUUCGCACCUACAGAAUUGCAAAGAUGGUGCUGACACCAAGAGUGGAAUGCAGCUAAUGGCUUCAUUCUCUUCAGACUUUUUUGCUCAGGCUGAAAACGUUGGACUGGCCCAUGAAUACGCUCUGCUAACCAACACCUGUAAUGAAGAACUCGAACUCGAGUUGCAAGAGCAGCUAAGGAAACUGGUCGUUGCUCAAUUUGAGCUGUCAGACUAAUGAUCCUCGUGCCAAUUUUGGUCUUCCCCAAUGGGUUGAUAUUGAAUUCAGCACUGAUGUGCCUCCAGUCACCGCAGUGAAGAUUCAGUUCCAAGGAGGCUUUGUUGGUGAGGAGUGCAGGCUAGAGGCAGGAGAGCCUUUGGAAUUGGUGCAGAACGUC